Zasmidium cellare ATCC 36951 is the source of this 1215-nucleotide messenger RNA. RefSeq lists its product as uncharacterized. NCBI's taxonomy places the organism in Eukaryota, Fungi, Ascomycota, Dothideomycetes, Mycosphaerellales, Mycosphaerellaceae. The coding region runs from base 1 to 1215 and encodes 404 amino acids. The transcript is spliced from 2 exons. The record is from RefSeq and is a predicted model, not a curated record.
AUGGCGACACCGACAACCCAAACAUACACCUUCUCCCCGGUCACCUCCACCGACCGCGCCGGCACCGUCUGGGUCGCCUCGAUCCUCAGCCUCAUGUUCAGCGUCCUGACUCUCGCAACCCGCCUCCAAAUAAAAUACCACACCCUCGGCCUCGACGACCUCUUCAUCGCCGCCGCAACGCUCGUCGCCGUCGGCCAAUACAUUGCCAUCUACAUCGGCCUCGACGCCGGCGUCGGACGGAGCAGCACGCUCCUCACCGAAGAAUAUGCAGCACAUCUGGGCGUGAGUGUGUUGGUUAGUGAGGUGUUGUUUAUUGUGGCGGUCAUGUUGAGUAAAUUGAGCGUGGUGUUUUUCAUGAGGAGACUGGCCACGUAUCGGAGUUUGGCGUGGUGGUGCUGUGAUGUUGCGGUGGUGGGGACGGUGGUUUGGGGGGUUGGGAGCGCCGUUGGGGUUAGUGUGGGUUGUGGGAUGGGGAGGGUGUUGGUUGGGGAGAGGAGGUGUGAUGGGGAGCUCCUCCGCUGGUCCCUAACCCUAACCCUGUCCGCCACUCUCGAACUCCUCUACGUGCUCCUCUCCCUCCUCCUCGUCUCCCCCCUCCAAAUGCGCCUCCACAUCAAAACCACCGUCGUCCUCGCCUUCUCCUUCCGCCUCCUCUGCGCCGUCCUCGCCGCCCUGCACACCCUCUGGAUCGCCAAAUACGUCUCCUCGCCGGACCCCGGCCUCGCCAUCGCAGACGUGCUCGUCUGGCAGCAGGUCGGCCUGGGGUAUUCAUUGAUCGCGACGACGAUCCCCACGUUGAAGAAUUUCGUCCGUGGGUAUAAUCGCGCCAUGGGCUGGGAGCCUUCUUCGUCCGGGGAGAAGAAGAGGGGGUUGUUUGUGGGUGGGGGGUAUAACCUGGGUUCGUUGGUGCGGUCGGAUCGAUCGAGGUCUCAGCCGGACUCGGGGGGUUCUGGACAACGGCGAGGAAUUUCGCGAUCUGGCGGUGGUAGGUCGAGGCCUUCGGAGGGGGAGUUACAACUCGGUCCCGCGGCGGGUGAUUAUCGCGUGGGUGCUUUUCAUGAUUCUACUACGGGUAGUGGUGGUGGGCGAGGGAAGGGAAAAGAGAGGAGGGAUUCGGGAGAUAGUGCGGAUCCGAUUAUUCGGAGGCAGAUUUCGGUUACGGUGGAGACUGAGAGGGCUUCUUCGUUUAGGCAGGAGAGUCUUGGUGCGGUAUGA